Molecule: messenger RNA, 474 nt
Organism: Aspergillus japonicus CBS 114.51
Lineage: Eukaryota; Fungi; Ascomycota; Eurotiomycetes; Eurotiales; Aspergillaceae
Exons: 1
Coding region: 58-381 (107 amino acids)
Source: RefSeq, a predicted model, not a curated record
CUUCUGUUACCUGUCCCCGUGACUUGAAGCUCCGAGAGCCCCGGCAUCCAGACCGAGAUGGCCUUUUUGGCACUCGGCACGCCGGUGCCGGGUCCGCUGGUCGGUAUAAGAAGCAUCGGGCUCCCGGUCUCUGCCCCUGGACAUGCGAGCUCGUGCGCAGAGCAAGGCUAUAUAAAGCUAUGCUGUCUGCUGAGUCUUCUGUGCAUCGAAAGCGCGAGCUCAGUCAUGACCUCGCGCACGAGGUUCUCGUCAGAUGCAGCAUGGUCCGCGAGUCACCUCAUUUUUCGGCUCAAGCCAAGUGUCAACUCACGGCUAUCCAGUUUUAGACAACCAACCACCAACCAACUAAUUACUCAUUUCGCCAGGAUGCAGCUUGACUAGCCAAGGACCGAAUUUUUACCCUCCAUUACUGUUCGAUCGAAGUGUGUGUUUCGCUUGGGACGACCGGCAAAGCUUUCAAGGUUGACUUUCUGU